This is a messenger RNA of Linum tenue, 1341 nucleotides long. The record is from the annotation of a GenBank genome assembly. Lineage: Eukaryota; Viridiplantae; Streptophyta; Magnoliopsida; Malpighiales; Linaceae.
AAGAUCUGCUUACAGUUUUGCAUCUAUCUCAAUUCUCAACAUGGUUCCCUCAAAAUUGCAAACUCCCAAGAACAGCCAUUUUACCAAUGUUUCCACAGCCUUGUUGCUCUUGGCUCUGCUUCUUGCUAGCCUACACACCACAGGUGCCCAAAUCGGAGUUUGUUACGGGAGGGUAGGCAGCAACCUGCCACAACCGGGCGAAGUCGUAGCACUCUUCAACCAGAACAACAUCCGAAGGAUGCGACUCUACGACCCGCACCAACCUGCACUGGACGCCCUGAGGGGGACGGACAUCGAGCUCAUGCUUGACGUCCCCAACGACCAGCUCCCGUCGGUCGCCUCCAGUCAGGACGCCGCCGACGCGUGGGUCAGAGACAACGUCGCCGGGUACGCCGCCGCCGGCGUCCGGUUCAGGUACAUCACGGUCGGGAACGAGGUCGACCCGGCCGACGGCCGGUUCGCCCCGUUCCUGUUCGGGGCGAUGCAGAACAUCCAGACCGCACUGAACGGUGCCGGUCUGGGCGACCGGGUCAAGGUCUCGACCGCCUUCAAGUACAAUGUCAUGGGCAAUGCCUUCCCGCCGUCUGAUGGAUCAUUCAACCUGCAGUACCGCAGCCUCCUCGAUUCGAUCCUCCCCUUCUUGAGGAACAACAACUCCCCGAUGAUGUUGAACCUGUACCCGUUCUUCAGCUACCGCGACAAUCCGGGCAAUAACCCGGGCCAGAUCCGGCUCGAUUACGCAACCUUCACCGGUCCGCCCGGUUUGGUCUCCGACCCGCCUCUGAGCUACAGUAACUUAUUCGACGCGAUGCUUGACGCGACUUACUCUGCUCUAGAGAAGGAAGAGAUGGGGUCUCUGAACAUCGUGGUGUCCGAGACCGGUUGGUCGUCGGCCGGUGGUGGGGAUGCCACGACGGUGGAUAAUGCGAGGGCUUACAACUACAAUUUGGUUCAACAUGUUAAGGUUGGGACCCCGAAGAGGGCUGGGCCGAUUGAGACGUACAUUUUUGCAAUGUUUGAUGAAGGGGACAAGGAACCGGAAUUGGAGAAACAUUUUGGCCUUUUUAGCCCGGAUAGGCAGCCCAAGUACCCGAUGAAUUUCAAUUGAACGGCGGCAAUGGUUUGAUUAUAGAGAGAGAUUAUGCAUAACAUAAGCUUAAUUAUCUGUUAUGAAGUUGUGGGUAAAAUAUAUAAGAGAGCAUGAGCUUUGUUCCCUCCCUAAUAUCUACAAACUAUACAGGGAGCACAAUGUCUUUGUGUCUGGGGCGAAGGAUAAUGAAAUACUAUACUAUUUAUGUAUUGAUGUGGCAUAAUGUUCUUUUCGUUAUGCAUAAAUAUUAU